AUGAAGGCCAUUUAUUCAUUGCUCAUUGGGAUUCUUGUAUCACAACAUUUGGCAGCUAUAUGUGUCUCAGAGGGUUUUGAUUUCUUCUAUUUUGUUCAGCAGUGGCCAGGGUCGUUCUGUGAUACAAGGACAGGUUGUUGCUAUCCCCAGACAGGAAAACCAGCAUCUGAUUUUAGUAUUCAUGGCCUUUGGCCCAAUUACAACAAUGGAUCUUACCCAUCCAACUGUGAUUACCGGAACCCUUUUAAUCCACGGAUGAUAUCGGAUCUAAGGAUUAGACUUGAGAAGACAUGGCCAUCGCUUGCCUGUCCGAGAAGUGAAAUGCUGAGGUUCUGGUCUCAUGAAUGGAUUAAACAUGGAACCUGUUCAGAGUCUAUCCUUAAUCAACGUGCAUACUUUAUAACAGCUCUCAACCUAAGGAAUAAAGUCAACCUCCUUCAAAUCCUUGUAAAUGCAGGAAUCAAACCAGAUGGAAGAUUGUACAGCUUGGGCGUUAUCAAGGAAGCCAUAACAAAAGCAACUGGAUAUACUCCCGGAAUAGUGUGUAAUUUGGACCGGAGUGGUAGUAGUCAGCUCUACCAGAUUUUCUUGUGUGUGGAUACUUCUGGCUCUAAAUUCAUUGAGUGCCCAGUCUUCCCGAGACAAAUGUGUGGUUCGAGUAUCAAAUUUCCCUCAUUCGGGGCCUCUACUCAACUGUAA
Messenger RNA from Nelumbo nucifera (sacred lotus), 699 nucleotides. Its product is annotated as ribonuclease 1-like. Gene Ontology annotation, biological process: RNA catabolic process. Gene Ontology annotation, cellular component: extracellular region. The record is from RefSeq and is a predicted model, not a curated record. NCBI's taxonomy places the organism in Eukaryota, Viridiplantae, Streptophyta, Magnoliopsida, Proteales, Nelumbonaceae. Gene Ontology annotation, molecular function: RNA binding; ribonuclease T2 activity.